AUGUUCAACUACAGGAGGAAAUUGGGACUUUCUAAAAGAAAUAGUAGGCCACACAACUCAGCUCCGAAAAAGAAGAAGUACAACAAUGGGGAUUGCAGGGAUACUGUGAUCGGCCAAAUGAGAGAUUUGAGGAUAUUUUUGCUGUCCGCAAUUCACAGCAACUCUAAGAGGUUUUUUUCAUCAACAUUCAGAGCAAAAGCGGGUAUCAACACUAAUUUUGAUAUGGAUGACGCCGAAACAACAUCAGAUACAUCUAGUUUCACAAAUCUGCAUUUAACAAGGUCAGCUGAAGAAGGUUAUUACAUCGCAGGAUCGAUAUAG
Molecule: messenger RNA, 321 nt
Organism: Saccharomyces kudriavzevii IFO 1802
Lineage: Eukaryota; Fungi; Ascomycota; Saccharomycetes; Saccharomycetales; Saccharomycetaceae
Gene: IRC23
Product: Irc23p
Exons: 1
Coding region: 1-321 (106 amino acids)
Source: RefSeq, a predicted model, not a curated record